CUUAAAAGACUCCCUGGUCCCAAAUGGCAAAUAAAGCAAUUUAUAUUUUCAUUUUCAUAUACUGAAAAUUUUUCACCUUUAGAUUUUAUUUUAGUUUCAUACUCCUCUAUUUAACAUCCCAAUUUUCCUGCUCCUCCUUCUCCAAAUUUUGUUUUAGUGGGUGUAAUGGAGGAUGAAGAACAUAAUAAAGAGUUACAGCAGCUACAUAAGCUUGUAGCAAAGCUUGCAAUGGAAAUUGAUGCUAAAAACAUGAGGCUAUUUCACUUGGAGGAGAAGUAUGAGCAGUUGACUACAACUGUCAAGAAUAUGGUAAUGGCAAAACGGAAGCUGCAGCAAGAUCAUGCUGAAGAAAUCGGAAGAUUGCAAUCUAGUUUGUCGGAAAGUGAGAAAGUAAGAUCCGAGUUGGAAUAUCAAAGAAACCAAGUUGAGCAAAAGGCCAAGGAAGUUGAUAAACGUGAGAUUCAACUGAUAUCUGAACAAGAAAGGCUUGAAUCUUUAAUGAGAGAUAUGGAAGAUGGUGGAGAUGAGAUGCAAUGCUUAGAAACCCUUAACCAGACACUCAUCAGCAAAGAACGUAUAGCUAAUGCAGAGCUUCAGGAAGCUCGCAAAGCAUUGAUUCAUACUUUGCGAAGACUUCCUGAUGUUGACACUAACAUCGGAAUUAAAAGAAUGGGAGAACUUCAAGUUAAGCCUUUUCGAGAUGCCUACUUGAAAAAGGGCCCUUCGGGGGAUUGGGAAAUGAAAGCGUCUGAGAUGUGCUCAUCAUGGCAAGAAAUUCUCGGUGAUCCUAGUUGGCAUCCUUUCAAACAUAAUGUUGUGAAUGGAAGGCUGCAGGAAGUUAUAGACGAAGAGGACUGCAAGUUGAAAGAAUUGAAAUGUCGAUGGGGUGAGGAAGUAUACAAAGUAGUGGCCGAUGCGUUAUUGGAGCUGAAUGACUACAAUCCUAGUGGUAGGUUUGUUGUUUCAGAACUCUGGAACUACAAAGAGGGAAGGAAGGCUAGUCUCAAAGAGGCGAUAGAGUUUCUUAUACAGAGAUUGACUACCAAGUCCAUGAAGCGCAAACGAUAACAGAACCAGAACACAAACAAUCUGCACAGGUAGAACCGUCCUUCGUGUAAUAUUACUUAUUCAGAAAAAACUCGUGGCUGCUUGGAUGUGGAUGCACUAGGAGUUACAUUUAUGUAGGUAUUCUGGGUUCGUAACUUCGUUUGAAUGUACGACAUUUCUAAGCACUCAUUUCUGAACACGUAUUUGCAUACUUCAUUUCAAAACAAAGAAAAAAAGAAGCAAUAAAAAAUACGAGCGUUGUUACUGCACAAUGCUCAUGAUCUUUUGUGCCCUAAAUAUCAGUUCUCGCCCGUCACAAAGAAGAGCAAGUACUACCUCCGUUUUCCCCACUCGUACAAAUGCACCGUUUCUCCUUUCUAUACAGGGUUUUUUUUGGGUGAAAUAGUAAUUGGAGGAAGUAUAGUAUUUUGAACUCUGGAAAUAUCAUGCUCGUGCCAUUUUUUAGGCUCGUGUUGCAUCACUCAAAGAACAUCACUACACGAGUUUAGAUCUUACAUAAAUGAUUGCGUUUCUAUAUUGAAAAAUAGGAAGCCUCUUUUGUACAGAUUGAGUUUAACAAUUGAUUUGUCCUACUCAUUUUACCACGAGAUGAAAAAUAGAGAGCCUCUUUUGUACAGAUUUUGAGCUUGCCAAUCAAUUUGUCGCACUCAUUUUGCCACGAGACCUGGUGUGUGGCUCGGUGACAUAGAUGAUAGACCAUUGCCAGAGCAACGGUACCGAAAUUUUUUUUUUUUUUAAUGAGUAUGUCUUUUUAUCCCCUAAGAUGACACAAAAAUUUAAAGAGACGAACCCUAAUAGCUUUGAACUGUUUCUUCCUUUUUUACUCACAACAAUGCUGUUUUUGUUACAAUCAUCACUAAUCAUUAUGUAAUUUUAUUCCACAAAUUGUUCUUUACAUGUAAGAAAAUAAAAAGGCU
Molecule: messenger RNA, 1985 nt
Organism: Amaranthus tricolor (Joseph's coat)
Lineage: Eukaryota; Viridiplantae; Streptophyta; Magnoliopsida; Caryophyllales; Amaranthaceae
Product: factor of DNA methylation 1-like
Exons: 7
Coding region: 166-1068 (300 amino acids)
Biological process (GO): gene silencing by siRNA-directed DNA methylation
Source: RefSeq, a predicted model, not a curated record